This is a messenger RNA of Kluyveromyces marxianus DMKU3-1042, 2067 nucleotides long. RefSeq names its product Snd1p (gene SND1). The transcript has a single exon. Bases 1 to 2067 code for a protein of 688 amino acids. NCBI's taxonomy places the organism in Eukaryota, Fungi, Ascomycota, Saccharomycetes, Saccharomycetales, Saccharomycetaceae. The record is from RefSeq and is a predicted model, not a curated record.
AUGGAUUCCUCCACUAAUAUAUCAUCACACCUAUGGAAUCAUCGGGUGCAUGAGCCAUCCAAAGUGCGAGUUCAAAAUGUAGACUCGUUAUAUCUUAUUUCGUAUUGCGACCGUUUGACGCCGAUAAUGGGCAACUAUAAUGUAUAUCUCUACAUCGACAUUCCAACCAUUGACUACUACAAUGAUGAAUUAAAGGAUAAUAGACUAUAUCGAAUAAACAAGAAAUUUAAGUUGCAUAGGCUGAGAGAGAAAAUUUUAAAGAGCAUUGUGGGAGAAAAUGAUGAACUUUGGACCCUUUCAAAACAACUCGCAGGGGAUUUUGACUUUCAUCUGGAAAUCUCAUCUAGUGGUUCCUUAAGAUAUGUAGAGACUGUCAAAUUUUUGAUAGAGACUGUCUGGCAACAGUUAAAGGAAACCUUGGGAGAUAGAUGUCAUAUAAACUACAAGAUCAAAGUAACGCCGACUUCAUUGAAAUGGUUCACGACUUUUCUUUCUAAAGACAUGUUACGUUCCUGUGUUAUUCAUUUUGAUCAAAUAGAUAAUUAUAAUAUGAUCUCUGAAAGCACUACUCCUUUCAAAGAUUAUUAUCGGCGUUUGAAUGAUAAGUUCACGCAUAAAGUGUCGCCUAUGAACUGUGAUUGUAUCAUUGUAGUUACAAAUAAUACUGGUGUCAAAGCGUUACUCACUAUUCUAUCAGAUAAACCUUUAACUGCAUAUCUUUCAGAAGAAUCCUUAGAAACGCUAAACAAUACGUCGCUCAAGAAUAAACGUUCACUUGCUUCGCCUAAUAAUGUGACCCCCACUGACAGUGAAGAUGAGACUCCACUGACUAGAAACUCUUCUUCCAUCUUGAGCUUUCAAAAUACUAUCCUCACCUCAAAUAAAGACAAAUCGGUCCGAGUAAGGUCUUUAUCAAUCAAUAGAAGUUCAAAUAGGGCAACAAAGUUUCAAAGUUCUGAGGCAGGUGGUAUUUUCUCCGAAAGCGAUAAAGCUACUGAUGAUGAAGAUGAAGUUGAUGAAGGCGAUGAUGAUGACUAUGAUGAUGACGAGGAUGAGGAUGAUGACGAAGAUGAUGAUGGUUUGAGCUUUUAUGCUCCAAGUAAACUUUCCUCGUACACAUCUGAUAAUGAGGCCCAAUUGCAAGACGCCGCACGCAUAGGGGGUGGAAGAGUAAGAUCAAUUAGUUUAAUUGAUUCAACUUUGGAAGCACCUUUUUCUAACACAAAAAGGAAUGAACCUCUUUCGUUAGAAAAGAUGGAAGAUGAAAUGUGUUCACCCACAGAGAAUUCUCUUCAAAGUGGUAGAUACACUAAUAUAUACGUGCAUGAUGGCCAAUUUAAUGAAGAUGGUGCAAAUAAUCCGACAUCUCAGCAAAAGAAAAAGAUUGGGAAUUCUUCUUCGUCAGGUAAUAUUUCUCAAGGUCUCAUACCACCUGUUUUUUACUCAAGACUUUCUUCGCCUUCGACAAGUAAUAAUAGUUCGAGCUCUUCGUUGAAUAAUUUAAGCUUGUUACCAGGUACUUUUUCCAAACUGUUGGCACCCAAAGUUGAGCCUCAAGGACAGGCCUCAGCUGACAAUACUGGGGCUUCCUUGUUUGGGAAAGAUUUGAUUAAUAAAUCAUUCGAAGAGGUUAGAAGAAAACCUACCCUCUUAAAAUACGACCCAAUUUCAGAUAAGUUUGGACUUGCUUUAAGUUUCAAUCCGAAUAGAAAAAUACCCGCUUUGGAGGCUGAUGAAGAGGAUAUGCUAAUGUCAGGUCCGCCAGCUUCUCAAGAAGAUGAGACUGUUACCGGGGUAUCUGAUGCGGAAUCAUCAAAUACUCUUCUAUCCAGUAGAAAUCAAAUAUUAAAGGAUCUAGGAUCCGUGUCGCAAGAUAAAAUAUACACGCAUCCGUUGGACAAGUCCUCAUCAGAGUUUCAGAAAAGAGAGCAUGGAUCCAAAGAACCAAGCAAUACAAAGGAAAAUAAAAGUACACCAUAUACUAAGCCCAAGUUUACGCUAGAUCUCUAUGGGGAUGAUGACAUAAAUAAUUCUGGAGGAUGGUUACUAGGCGGUAACGCAAGAUAG